Messenger RNA from Solanum dulcamara, 1385 nucleotides. RefSeq names its product protein JINGUBANG-like. Gene Ontology annotation, molecular function: protein binding. Bases 48 to 1385 code for a protein of 445 amino acids. NCBI's taxonomy places the organism in Eukaryota, Viridiplantae, Streptophyta, Magnoliopsida, Solanales, Solanaceae. The transcript has 2 exons. The record is from RefSeq and is a predicted model, not a curated record.
AAUUAUUAAUUAAGAGAAGGGGAGGCCAAUCCCACUAUUGAUCGAGAAUGUUUGUUGAUACAAGCCAUUUGCCUCCUAAAUUAGAAAACAUUGUUCACUCAGAUCCCAACAUAUCAAGUUCACAUAUUGAGGAUGAUAAUGCAGAAAAUAAUAGUAAUUAUAAUGCAAGACACAGUAGUUUCUCUGCCUAUGAAGCGAAUCGUCUUAGUGGUGAAGGGUCUCCAAUGAUGAUGUCUCCAUGGAACCAAGGCUCUCCAUGGUCUAAAUUUGAUGACGGUCAUAAUUCCCAAAAUAUCCCUCAAAUUAAUGGACUUAUUGGUUCACUUGUGCGGGAAGAGGGUCAUAUUUAUUCUCUGGCUACCAAAAACGAUCUUCUCUACACAGGAUCUGAUAGCAAAAAUAUACGUGUGUGGAAGAACCUCAAGGAAUUUGCAGCUUUCAAAUCCAAUAGCGGACUUGUCAAAGCCAUCAUUAUCUCAGGAGAUAAAAUAUUCACCGGUCAUCAAGAUGGAAAAGUUCGUGUUUGGAAGAUCCAAGCAAAGAAUCCAGGUACCUACAAACGUGCUGGAACUUUGCCUAGUUUCUUUGAUAUUUUCAAGGCAUCCAUUAAGCCUAGCAACUACGUCGAAGUCAAGCGUAAUAGGAGCGGUUUAUGGAUCAAGCAUGUUGAUGCCAUAUCAUGCUUGAGCAUGGAUCAAACCCGAGGUCUUCUCUAUUCUGCUUCAUGGGACAGAACAUUUAAGGUAUGGAACGUUGAUAACUCAAAAUGCAUAGAAUCAGUGAAAGCACAUGAUGAUGCAGUGAACUCAGUGGUGACAAGCAUGGAAGGCAUAGUGUUUACAGGAUCAGCUGAUGGAACAGUGAAGGUUUGGCAGAGGGAGAACUCAGGGAAACACCCAAAACAUGUAUUUGUUCAAACACUUUUGAAUCAAGAAUGUGCAGUGACAGCAUUAGCUGUUAGCAAAUCUGGUUCAGUGGUUUACUGCGGUUCAUCUGAUGGUGUUGUCAAUUUUUGGGAAUGCGAGAAGCAAUUAUCACAUGGUGGAGUCCUCAAGGGACACAAAUUGGCUAUUUUAUGCCUUGCUGCUGCUGGGAAUUUGGUACUUAGUGGAUCAGCUGAUAAAACAAUAUGUGUUUGGAGAAGGGACAAAUCUAUACACACAUUGUUAUCUGUAUUAACUGGUCAUAAUGGACCGGUCAAAUGUCUAGCUGUAGAAGAGGACAAAGAAUCCACUGGAACUGAUCAGAAAUGGGUCGUUUAUAGUGGAAGUUUGGAUAAAUCAGUAAAAGUUUGGAGUGUUUCAGAGAAGGCGCCUAUGAUGAUACAAAAUAAUAUGCUUGGAGAUAAUGUCACCUGGGAUUCUGUUACAUCUGCUAAAUAUUGA